AUGGCCAACUGCCAGCGGUCAUUUGUAUCAGCCGCCGAUGUUCGUGAUCACAUCGUCAACGUCCACAGAAAGACUGCUGAGGAGAUGCCAUGUGGAGAGUACACCAUAAACACCGACUGGUUUCUUGACAAGCACCGAGCGAAUUGUGACCACUGCGAGCAUAAAAACGAUGCCGGAUCAAACACCGCCGGUACCCCUGAGGCCGAUCCACGCGAAGGCGAGGCACCCCGAGACAGUCGAAACCAAUGGAUCAUCGUCAAUGGCUCGAACCAUGGAAUCAUCUAUGUGUUGGCCGCCUAG
Messenger RNA from Colletotrichum spaethianum, 300 nucleotides. RefSeq lists its product as uncharacterized. The record is from RefSeq and is a predicted model, not a curated record. The coding region runs from base 1 to 300 and encodes 99 amino acids. NCBI's taxonomy places the organism in Eukaryota, Fungi, Ascomycota, Sordariomycetes, Glomerellales, Glomerellaceae. The transcript has a single exon.